AUGGAUGCCAAACUGCAAGAGGACCUGUUCCGGAGGUACGUGGCGUGCCUGGAGAGGCGGCUGGAGGACGGUGGGGGGAAUGCGGUCCCUGGGGGAGGCACCUCGGAGUGGGGCAGCGAGGCCCUACUCUCCACAGCCACAGCCCUGCUGGGGGCCUACCAACCAGACCCGGGCCAGAGGUUCCGCAUGGUGCGCUUCUAUGAGGUGGUGGAGAACGCCAUUCGCUGCCUGAGAGGCUGCAGUCUGCGGUGCCUGGAGAGAGCCUUCCUCACCCUGGAGACUGUUUGCACCAACCUGCUGCUCUUCCCCUGGAAGAAAGAGUUCCGCUGCAUCAAGGUACAGUACCCGUCAUCUAAAGAUACUGGACUGAAUGUGUUCCUGUCAUCAGGCUUUGUGCAGGUGGCAGGAUUGUUGUAGUAUAUUAAUAUGGUCCCUGAGGUUAAACAUAGUAUGCAUUACAAUUAAUUUGCAGGAAUGCUCCGUAACUCUCUGUCCUCCUUAUCCCCCCUUGUAGACCUUCACAGGCCCGUACGUCUACCUUCUCCAGUCUGCCGUGUGCGAUGCUGAUCUCCGCUCCCUCCUGCGUUCUAUGGGCUACUCCCGUGACCAUGAGCUCCAGUUCCACGUCCGGGACCACGCUUGUGGCCCGGCCCACCUCCGACAGCUAGCCUUUGAGCUCUUCCUGGCCCAGGCCGAGUGUCGUCUCCUGGGGGAGGUGGUGACUCUGGCCCGGGGCUCAGCCUCUGAGCUGGAAGCCCUGGAGCAACGGAGGGGCUGCCGGGAUGACGCGGCCGGCUGUGCUGAGGUCCUCCGACGGCGAGACAGCCUCGGGGCCGACAUGACCCGCCUCUCGGUGCGACCGAUGGCCAUACCUCACCAUCUGAGGAGAGGGGGAAGGCCGUCCAAGUCAGUGGAUGUUACGGAUGGAGCUGGGAAUUGGCACGCGGCCUCUAAGCCUGUCCUGAAAGCCUCUCUGAGCCUGAGGAAGGAGCCGCUGUUUGUGGACGUGGAAGAGGACAUGAAGGAUGAGAUCAUCAGGCCCAGCACAUCCAUGUUCUCUGUGGCUGACCCACCUUCCUACAACCCUGUGGCUGACUUCUUCCCUAUCCAAUCACCUCCUUCGGUCGACGCUUACUCCUCCUACCACCUCUCCUCAUUGGAUGAGAUUGAUCUGUACACAGAGAGGGGUGGGCCUAGGGUCGGAGGUCGACAGACACCUUCCAGACCUCCAUCCAGGGAGCCCCGGGAUGCCAGGGACAGCUGGGCACUCAAAACCCACAUUGGACUCACCUCUCCGGGGGUGAAGUGUCAGGGUUGUGGCCUGGGCUGCUCCAGUCUGACCUCCUGCCCCAGGUGUGAAAUGAUCCUGUGCCAGGCCUGUCACGACAUCGACCCCUCCCCCUGUUGCGGCCUGCAGGACUACCCCAACCCCAAAUCACCCCGCCCCGUGGACGGCUACCUCCCCAUCAAGGAGAAGCUGUCAGUCUACUCCAACACCCACUCCCCACACCCCCACAUUCACCCCCUCACUCCCCCUCACCCCCAGAUGGUGGAGAAACCCCUCGUGACCACUAAAAUGUUUCCCUGCAAGUCGGUUGCCAUGGCGUCGGCCAUGGUAGCCAAUAGCGACCGAGCAAGCCUGGGGGGGUCGAGGUGCGGGUUCUGUAACAAGCCGGGCGCGUCACACACCUGCGUGAACUGCUCCAAGGUGUCAUGUGACACGUGCAUGAGCCUGUACGCUAAAGACGUGUGCACCCGUAAAAAACCCCAGCACAGCUUUGUCCCCAACCAUCAGCUCAACUUUAAGUCUGGAACUGUAUCACAUCUGGUCUACCGAUGA
This is a messenger RNA of Coregonus sp. 'balchen', 1840 nucleotides long. NCBI's taxonomy places the organism in Eukaryota, Metazoa, Chordata, Actinopteri, Salmoniformes, Salmonidae. The record is from the annotation of a GenBank genome assembly.